AGAAAGAGAAGGAGUAAAUAGCAAUAUAAAAUAAUAAAUUAUAAGAUCCGUCGUAGAGAGACGAGUAGCCUCCGUCCCGUCCCCCGAUUCAGAACUCUCUUCUUCUUCUGCCAUGUCAUGAUUCUUCUUCUUUGCUCACCCUUUUGAUAGAUAGAUAAGAUCCAUCGCAUUCUCUCGAUUCGAGGAAGAUGGUGCUGCCGUUGAUGAAGCUGGGGACGCUACUGGUGAAAACGAUAAGUAAGCCAUUGGCAAGUCAGCUGAAGCACCAGGCCAAGGUUCAUCCCAGGUUCCGUCAAUCCAUCAUCAACUUCGCCCAGAGGAACCACAGGGUGACGACGCAGAUACAGAGGAGGAUCUAUGGGCACGCCACCGAUGUGGAGAUUCGUCCCUUGAACGAAGAAAAGGCUGUUCAAGCUGCUGUUGAUCUCAUCGGAGAGCUCUUCAUCUUCGCCGUCGGUGGAGGCGUUGUUAUCUUUGAGGUGCAGAGAAGUUCCCGUUCUGAAGCUAGGAAAGAGGAAGCCCGUAAGCAGGAACUUGAGGAGUUAAGAAUAAAAGAUGAAGAACUGGAAAAGAAAAUGGCUGAUCUCCAGAGCAAACUAGCGGAGGUUGAAGAGCUUGCUAAGGCACGGGGACUGACCGGUUUUUUUAAGGUAAAACAGCAACCCGGUACCACUACAAAGGGUAGCUCCGAGAAACCAGACGCAAAAUCCAGUGAAUCAUCGUCAUCAUCUUAAUCAAUGGCCAAGGCUCAACCAAAGUUUACAAUAAAAUACUGGUAAUGAUUCUUGAAGAGCUGAGGAGUUUCCAAAUUCUCUCCUUCAUAUUCUUGUAGAUCGAGCAUCAUCAUAGAUACAUACAUGUACCGUCUUCAUCAUUAAGAACAAUCUGCUUUAUAACAACUAUCUAGUCAAAUUAGGUGACAAAAAAAAAAGGUUUUGAUGUUGAGGUUUCA
Brassica napus (rape) is the source of this 952-nucleotide messenger RNA. Its product is annotated as OPA3-like protein. Bases 189 to 734 code for a protein of 181 amino acids. Lineage: Eukaryota; Viridiplantae; Streptophyta; Magnoliopsida; Brassicales; Brassicaceae. The transcript has 4 exons. Gene Ontology annotation, cellular component: mitochondrion. The record is from RefSeq and is a predicted model, not a curated record. Gene Ontology annotation, biological process: regulation of lipid metabolic process.